This is a messenger RNA of Oldenlandia corymbosa var. corymbosa, 1296 nucleotides long. The record is from the annotation of a GenBank genome assembly. Lineage: Eukaryota; Viridiplantae; Streptophyta; Magnoliopsida; Gentianales; Rubiaceae.
AUGGAGUCCUUUUGUCACUUACAAGAUCUUCCAUGGGAGAUCAUCAUGAAAGUUUUGAUGUUUCUCCCAGUCGAGGCUUUGGUGUGUUUGAUGUGCGUCUCGAAAUUUUGGUAUUCCUUCAUUGCAUCUCGGGAAUUUAUCAACCACCAUUUCCAAGCAUCAUAUAAUGGAGGCAACAAAUUCCUUCUAUCUGGUCCAAACAUUAUCUGUGGUAACCCUCUAAAACGUUUCAAAUCACUCUUGUAUAUGAACCCUUUAGAUAUUUCUUGCAUGAAAAAAAUCCCAUGUCAAAUUGAUAGUAAUUGUUGCCAGAUAGUUUCGUCUUGUGCUGGUUUGGUUUGUCUUACUGAUCCGGAUAGGUAUGGGGUUAUAAUCCAUUUAUGGAACCCGUUCAUUAGAAAAUCUUUGAAAAUAACUUCAUCAAGCAUUGGUGUAGAGAAUUUUACGUUUGAUGACUUCACUCAGUUAGUUCUUGGAUUCGGUUAUAUUUUCGAAACAAACGAACAUAAGAUUGUUCGAAUUGUGUAUGUGGAGGAGCCUGAUGAUGAGGAGGAGGAAGAUGAUUUCUUUCAUGCAAGAAAUAUGAUUGCUGCUCAUAAUCCUGGUCAAGUUGUUAUUAGUUCAUAUUUCCUUGAUGCAAGUACUAGUGUUGCUUCCCAAAAUGUCACCCAUGUUGAAGUUUUCUCACUGAAAACUAACACAUGGAGAGAAAUUAAGGCACCAAAUGUCGCAUUAUGGUAUCUAUGUGACUCAUUUUCUAGGGCUUUUCUCAACAAUUGUGUCCAUUGGCGGGCGUUCCGCAAAGAUGACACAAUGGACGCCCCAGUCAUUCUCUCAUUUGAUUUUUUGAAUGAAGUUUUUGGAGAAGUAAAGUUGCCUGACCAAUACAACUUUCAAGUGUCCGUGAUUAAUGAGGUCACCGUUUACAAUGGCAAACUUUCAUUUCUGACUGCCGAAAACCUGUAUACUACUGAUCAACAACGUUGUUCAUUCUUUAUUAUGGAUGAAUAUGGAAAUCAAAGCUCUUGGAGUACAGUCUUCAAUGUUGUCCUUAACGGGAUCAUUCAUGUUCCUACGAUGAUUACCGUGGAGGAUGAAAUUGCUUACGUGAAAAGUAAUGUUGAUGAGGGAACUAUUGAGUUGUAUUUGCACAAUUUCCGUAGCAAUGAGACUAGGGCUUUUGGGAAAAAUCUGAUGGAAGGAGCUGAUAACUUGGACUUUUUGCCAAUGAUGAGCAGCUUGAUUAUGCUAGAUCCAAAGAAUGAAUUCAUGGAGAUUGAUGAAGAGAAGCUGUAA